Molecule: messenger RNA, 3986 nt
Organism: Pungitius pungitius (ninespine stickleback)
Lineage: Eukaryota; Metazoa; Chordata; Actinopteri; Perciformes; Gasterosteidae
Product: DENN domain-containing protein 2A
Biological process (GO): retrograde transport, endosome to Golgi
Cellular component (GO): actin cytoskeleton
Source: RefSeq, a predicted model, not a curated record
CGGGGGGGGCGGGGGUUGGGGUGGCAAACUACUUGGAAGGAAAGGAACCAUGCAAGUGGAUGCUGUCUUCGGCUGGGUCAGGUUACGCAAAAUGAGGAAUUACUCCAAGAGCACUUCACCAGGGCUCACCCACACCAGAAAGGAUGCCAGCUGCUAGCACCAUGACCGGUGGGAGGGCCCUGCUGCUCUGCACAAACUCUGACAACUGUAUCUACCAAUCAGUCAACGGGCUCCAGUGCUGUGGCCUGAAGGUCGCUCCGGAGGCUCCGUCGCCUGCAGUGCCCCGAGAGGUGUGCGGGUCGCCCGGGGACAGAGACGGGAGGGGCCCCGCUGUGUGCGCCAAGCGCCCCCUCUCCCCUCCGCUCGGCCGAAGCCGUAGCCCCGGUCGACCUGACGCCAUGCUGGCUCACAGGAGAGCCGCCGGGGGCGACCCGCCGCCGCGCGCUCCCGGCGUGGAGAACGGGCUGUGCGGCAAGCUGACCGACAGGGGCCCGGCGGCGGCGGCGAAGACCGCCAGCAUCCGCGAAAAGAUCUCCCAGUGGGAGGGCAAAAAGGAAACGACGACGACGACGCCCCCCCCGCCGGCGGCGACUUCCGCGGCGACGUGUCCACCCGGCGCCACGCCGAAGGAGGCCGAGGCGGCGAGGAAAAGGGACUUCAAAGCCGCCGAGGUCCAGAGGACGGAGAGCAAGCGGUUGGUCAGCUGGGACAGACAGGACCCGGGGAACGAGAGCGCCGGGAAGCCGGGGGGUCCGAGGCCCAAGUCGCCAGAGGGUCCCCGGGCUUCCAAGGCGGCGGAACAGCCCCAAGACAAGAAGAGCGUUUUGACUCAUGUUAAGAAACUGGAGAGGGCAACGAAGGAGGUUCCCGCCGGACCUUCACUCGCGUUUCCAGGAAAUUACUUCUGCCCUCCUUCCAAGGAGGAGCUGGAGGACACGGAGAAGAGAGCCAACGAGCCCAAUUUUGGGACUCUUGAUGUCGUUGGGCCGAGUGGGUCCCGGAGGAGGGUAGGAGGAGGGGGGGGGGCGGAGGGAGAUCCAGAGAACGUGUACAGUGAGCCAGGUGCUCCGUCCAUAAACCCCCUACCCAAACCUCAGAGGACCUUCCAGCACCACACGCCGCCGACGAACCCGGCCUCGGGCAAGGGGAGGAGGAACCUGCCCCCUCUGCCCUCUAUUCCUCCUCCACCUUUACCCACGUGCCCCCCGCCUGGCGUUUGUAGGAGACCCUGGGCCGACAAACCCCGGGACAGUGGCAACAGGAAGUCCUAUGAAUUUGAGGAUCUGCUCCAGUCGUCGACAGAGAGCUGCAGGGUGGACUGGUACGCUCAGUCAAGACUCGGCCUCACGCGCACUUUAUCGGAAGAGAAUGUCUACGAGGACAUCAUAGACCCUCCCUCCAAGGAGAACCCCUACGAAGAUAUAGAGCUGGAGCAAAGUAUUUCGGAAAGCAAGCCAUCUCCUGUCCCGGACACGCCAUCUAAGCUCGCCAACAAGCCCGGCUUCUUCAGACAAAACUCUGAACGGCGCAGCUUCAAGCUCCUGGAGCUACGCAAGACCGGCAGGGACAUCGGCGCCCCCCCACCCUCCAGAAUCAGCCCCCCCUCCACGCCCAGCAGCCCCGACGACACCCCCUGCCUCUCUGGAGACCCGCACAAUCGCAGGAGGAGGAAAGUCCCCAAGAUGGUGCUAAAAAUAAAUGGCAUCUUCGAGGCGCGAAGAGGGAAGAAACGGAUGAAGAGGGUGUCACAGUCCACGGAGUCCAGCUCAGGGAGAGUGACGGAUGAGAACAGCGAGUCUGAAAGUGACACGGAGGAGAAAUUGAAAGCCCACAGCCAGCGGCUGGUGUCGGUCCAGUCCAUGCUGAGGCAGACGGGGCGGUACCGCGCUUUGGAGAGGGAUCUGAUGGAGUUGCCCGAGAGGAAACUCUUUGAGUAUUUCAUAGUUGUUGCGCUCCACAAAACCAAGGCUGGAGUCCCGUACCUGCCAGAGGUCACGCAGCAGUUCCCCCUCAAGCUCGAAAGAAGCUUUAAGUUCAUGCGGGAGGCCGAGGACCAGCUGAAGGUCAUCCCUCAGUUCUGUUUCCCCGACGCCAAAGACUGGGCCCCCGUCGACACCUUCCCCAGCGAGACGUUCUCAUUCGUCCUGACCGGUGAGGAUGGAAGCAGGCGGUUCGGUUACUGUCGGCGAUUACUGCCCAGCGGUAAAGGCCGGCGCCUCCCCGAGGUUUACUGCAUCGUGAGCCGCCUGGGCUGCUUCGACCUCUUCUCCAAGAUCCUGGAUGAAGUGGAGAAGCGGAGGGCCAUCUCUCCUGCUCUGGUGCAGCCUUUUAUGAGAGGCAUCAUGGAGGCUCCCUUCCCUGCUCCGGGGAGGACCAUCAUCGUCAAAAACUUCCUGCCCGGCUCCGGGACCGAGGUGAUCGAGCUGUGUCGGCCGUCGGACUCUCGUCUGGAACACGUGGACUUUGAAUGCCUCUUCUGCUCCUUGAGUCUACGCCUCCUUCUGCGAGUGUUCGCCUCGCUGCUCCUGGAGCGCAGGGUCAUAUUCACCGCCGACAAACUCAGCACGUUGUCUCAGUGCUGCCAUGCCGUGGUGGCUCUCCUGUACCCCUUCACCUGGCAGCACACCUACAUCCCCGUGCUGCCGCCCUCCAUGCUGGAUAUCGUCUGCACGCCGACCCCCUUCAUAGUGGGCCUCCUCUCCAGCUCGCUGCCUCGGCUCAAAGAGCUGCCCAUAGAGGAGGUCCUGGUGGUAGACCUCGGCAACAGCCGCUUCCUCAGACAGCUCGACGACGAGGACUCCAUUCUCCCCCGCAAGCUGCAGGCAGCUCUCGAUCACGUGCUGGACAAGAGGAAGGAGCUGGCCUGUGAGAAAGGAGAGCUGCAAAAUGACUGCGGCUCCCUCAGCGCGGUGGUGUCGGAGGCCUUCGUGCGUUUCUUCGUGGAGAUGGUGGGCCACUACUCCCUCUUCAUGGGCGCAGCAGACCGGGACGACGACUCCACCUCCUCCCCCCCCGCCGCCGCCUUCUUGCCCGGCUCCUCUUCCUCCCCCCCGGCGUCCUUUCAGCGAGAGGCCUUCCGCAAGGCCGUCACGUCCAAGAGCUUGAAGAGGUUCCUGGAGGUGUUCAUGGAGACCCAGAUGUUCACCAGCUUCAUCCAGGAGAGGGAGCUGCGCAGGCAGAGCCUCAGAGGUUUAUUCGAGGUGAGAGCGCUGGAGUAUCUGGACUCGCUGCCGGGGAGCGAGCAACGAGGGGUCAACAAGUUCCUCAAGGGUCUAGGAAACAAGAUGAAGUUCCUUUCCAAAAAGUGACCUUUGGAGUCAAGGAUGUAAUGCGUGAAAGUAGAAAAAGAAGAAGAGGACACGCCCCCCGCCCCCCCGGGGGCCAGGAGAAGGUAGAGAGGACGACGUGUCUUUGGGUCGCAGCAAAGGAAGGCGUUAGAAGUGUCUCAGUGUCUCUCAGAUUGCAGUGAAUUACUGCCUAGCAUUGCACAGUGUAAAUGUCUUUAGGAAAAGUGUUCUCCCUUUUUCAGUCACUGACCUCACGUAUAUAUAUAAAUAUAUAUUUUACCUGUUAGAGGGAGCGACGCCGAAGGUCCCAUUUUGUACAAUACAUUCCUAUACAUUCCAAGUAUUUUCUAUAGAAGCUUCUACUACUGUACAACUUCUUCAUCAACAGGAGGCUUUUAAGUUAAUUUAUAUUCUUUUUAGAUGAACCUAAUCUCUUUUUUUUUUUUUUCUUCAAAUGAGUGUGAAGAAAGCUUCUGUGCUUUGUAAUAGGCUUUAUUUAACAGAGUCUGGUCCAGACUGUUUGUACACCACGCUGGGUUGUAGGGUAAAUGUACCACUGUUUUAAGGGAAAGGAAUGAGCACCAAAAGGAAGAAAAUAAAAAUAUCAAUGUGAAUAUAUCUCUCACCUGGGUUUUGAGUUUACAGUUUGGAUGGACUCUGUAUCUUGGGCCAACUUUUAAACUUGAUUGAGAAUGCAAU